Messenger RNA from Sarcophilus harrisii (Tasmanian devil), 1269 nucleotides. It is a transcript of the gene GLRX2, whose product is annotated as glutaredoxin 2. Lineage: Eukaryota; Metazoa; Chordata; Mammalia; Dasyuromorphia; Dasyuridae. The transcript has 8 exons. The coding region runs from base 723 to 1100 and encodes 125 amino acids. The record is from RefSeq and is a predicted model, not a curated record.
CCGGGGAUUCCCUUUCUCCCUUAGGCUGGGGUCUUCCUUUUCACCUCCCUUCUUCUGGACGCCAGAAAGUGCGAGGGUAGGGUUCGAGACGCCACCACCCUCGAAAUCUCUUUUCUGGGUCACUAAGAACUCCGAGACAAGGAAGAGGAAAUAAGACCAGAACUCUUUCUGGAGCUGGUAAGUGCUUUGAGCAACUAGAGAGGCGGCAUUUGUCGAUCCCUUCCUUACUCGGCAUCUAAAAGGAAUCUGGAGGAAGAAGUUGUUCUGCUUUUUAAAGAACUGGACCCCAGAAUUCCUGGACAGCGGAAAAGGGACAUUCAGGAAGAUACUGGCAUAUGAACUGGAAGUGUUAGAAUAAUGUAAUGAGGAAAUUGCAAAGGAAGGUAAAUGAGAAGAUAGUGAAGGAAUAUCUGUUAAUGAGAUCAUCUGUCCAGCUUAAGAUGACUUAUAAUAACCUCUUCUGGUCCUGAAAGAUUUUGAAGACCUUUGAAAGAACUUCCAGAUAUCGAGCAUUUUUUUUUGAAUGAUCUUAGAAAAUGAGUGGUGUGUUAGAGGACUAGAGAAGCGGAAAAUGUCCCGUUUUUCAAAAAGAGAAGAUGGUGAGGCCUACAAACUAUAGACAAGAUCACCAUGGUUUCCACUAAAGUCGAAGUACUUCAGAUGACUUGGAUGUAACCAUAGGUGGAGGAAGGUUAUGCCAGCAGAGAGAGCAUAAGCUCUGGAUGGGGAACAGAACAUCCUCUUCCAUGGAUAAAUCAGAAAUUACUCCUAUAAAUCAGAUCCAGGAAACAAUUACACAUAAUUGUGUAGUGAUCUUCUCAAAAACAUCCUGUUCUUAUUGCACAAUGGCAAAAAAGCUUUUUAAUGACAUGGAUAUAAAAUAUACCGCAGUGGAAUUGGACAUGCAUAAAUAUGGAAGCCAGUUUCAGGAUGCUCUUCACAAAAUGACUGGUGCAAGGACUGUUCCAAGAAUUUUUGUCAAUGGGACUUUUAUUGGAGGAGCAACUGAUACUCAUAGGCUUCACAAAGAAGGCAAGCUGCUUCCAUUAGUUCAUCAGUGUUACUUAAAAAAAUUUGGAUCAAAGAAUUUCAGACAGUAAUGUAGACUGCCUUGACUGUGCUGGCAAAUGUCAGCUUUUUAGUCAUUCUGCUUAUAAAAUGUUUUAAAAAAUUCUUUGAAAAUGUGAAAUCUUUCCCAAAGAAUGGCCUAUGAAAUGAUGAACAAUAAAGAUGUGUGGAAACCUAUUAAAUGUUCUUAUUUUUAAAGCC